UCUUUGGCUGACAGCAGUAGACUUCGGGCAAUACCACUUCCCCUUACAGGGGUGUUCCGCGUCGUUUGUGCGGCCGGGACCGACGUGUGAAGUGGUAAUGUGGGGAGGCAGUAUGACAGCCCCGGUUAACACUGGUCCUCCACCCGGGGCUGUCUGGGAAGCGGCGGGUGCAGCAAGAUCGUGACGUCAUCCUAGCGCAGGAUUGGCCAUAUAUGACAUCAUUUGAGGUACUGCCUCUUCUUAAAGCUGCCAAAGAGAGGUCUGCGUUUGUGUCCAGCAAUAUACAAUUGAUAUACCCUGUUGACUUCACUUGAACACUCCUCGGAUGAAGAAAAGUUUUCCAUUAUGAUUCCUAAAAUUUUGAGUUUCCAAAGCUUCAUUUAAGUAGGAAGACUUUAAAAGCCUGAAAUGUGAAUGCAUUAACAAUGACAAAAAUCAAACAUUACACUGGGUUUCCUGGAAGUUAAUUUGAGCUGUACUUGCAACCUUUCUUCUCAUUGCAGUGACCAGUUAUGGAUUACAAAUGCUGAUACUGGGAUUUUUUACUUUCUUUUUUUUAUUAUUUCAUGUUACAUAUUGAGACUUAACCCCAAAACAUUUUUGUCAAUUGGAAGCUUGACCGUAAUAGUUGUGAUGCAGGUUCUCCGCAGAUUUUACCAUGGUUGUUAGUAAUUUCUGCCCCGCUGGACUUUACAAACAUAGCACGGGGAGCCUUUCGUACAGGUGAUGGAGUCAGAGCAAGGGCAGAAGAGCACAAGGAAGUCGGAGGAAGGUGUGAGGAAAAGGCUGACCAAAGGGGAGGCGCUGCAAAGCAGGACAUCUCCAGCUGGAGACUAUACCCCCAGCUGUCAGGGAGACCCACUACCACAACAGCACUUCCCUAGCUCUUUGAAGUUAACAAGGGAGGGUCCUCCCAGGAGGGUUGGGAGGCCUUGCAAACCAAAAGGUCCACUUCAAGAACAGCUCCACAUUUCCAAGCCACAGCCCACAUCACCAGCAUUCAUGGCUCCUCGGGUAACUUCAGAAAGUGGCCUUGAUGGGCCAGCAUGGCAAGUUGUAGAUCCAAUACAACCAGGUCCGUCCAGGUCUUUCUCUUCUUCUGCACUACAUGCCAGACUUUCUCGUCCGGCCGAAGACUCAACUCAGAAAGCUUAUGUGUAUCGGCCAACUCAGGUUUCUGUAAAACAAACAGAGGAACCCCAUAAAAAGGAGAAGAAACCCCAAAAGCCAGGAAAAUAUAUCUGCCAGUAUUGCAGUCGGCCAUGCGCCAAGCCAAGCGUCCUUCAAAAGCAUAUCAGGUCACAUACUGGGGAGCGUCCUUACCCAUGUAUCCCUUGUGGGUUUUCUUUCAAAACUAAAAGCAAUCUAUACAAACAUAGGAAGUCUCAUGCUCACAGGAUUAAAGCUGGGCUGGCAACAGAGAUAGGAGCAGAAACGUAUCCAUCCGGUCUAGAGAUGGAGCAUAUUGGAGGAGAGGAACUUGAAGAUCCGACUGAAGGAGAAAGCACAGACUCUGAGGAUGAGACAAGCACAAUGUCACACUUAGUGGAGGUUUCACCCCAGCAGAAGCAUGGGUUAUUGUCUUGCAGUGAUCAAGUAGCAGGAAGUAGACAAGUUACAAGCCAUGAUAUUUUCUCUCUCUCCCAACCAAAUGUGUCAGUCAAAUCUGAGGAAGGAUUGUCAUUUGCAGAUCCACUGCUGGAUCUUAUCCAGAAAUCAGAAGACACACAUACUAUAAAACAGAAGCUUGCUCUGCGUCUUAGCGAGCGGAAGAAGGCCAGUGAAGAGCAGACGUUCCUCAGUCCAGGGAGCAAAGGAAGCACAGAGUCAGGUUAUUUUUCUCGUUCAGAAAGUGCAGAGCAACAAAUAAGUUCUCCCAAUACCAAUGCCAAGUCCUAUGCUGAAAUUAUUUUGGGUAAAUGUGGGAGAAUUGGGCAAAGGACUUCUUUCUUAGCUACUCCUGCCCCUCUUCAGGAGGAAAAAACAAGUAUAGUGCCUCUAUCUGUGCCCAGAACACAGGUAAUUGAACACAUAACAAAACUAAUUACUAUUAAUGAGGCAGUAGUAGAUACCAGUGAAAUUGACAGCGUGAAACCAAGAAGAAGCUCACUGUCAAGACGUAGCAGCAUUGAGUCUCCAAAGGCAUCCCUGACCCGAGAACCUUUUCAAUUUGAUGUCAAGUCUACUGGCUCUAUCCCACCACUAGAUGCCAAGACCACAGUUGACAAAACGAAAGGUGAACAUUUAUUCUUGUCACAUCAGCAAUCCCACAGUGCCACAGAGACGGUGCCUCUUCUCCGAAGCCACUCAAUGCCUUCCUCAGCCUGCACUAUAAGCUCUCCGCAACCAUUCAGAGCUAGCUACUCAUUUGACGAAAGGAUUGUGGACUCUGAAGUCUUAAGUCACAGCCAUGUGCUUUCUUCACACCCACGGCUGUUAAAGAGACAACCAGCAAUAGAGCUGCCUUUGGGAAUGGAAUAUGCCUCAGAAGAAGGAGGUUUAACAGUGAAAGAGACUUCUUGCAAAACAUCUGAUCACUUGGAAGCCAAAGAAAGUGAUGUCUCCAAAAAGUCCCGGAAAUUUGGAAGGAAGGGUUUGAUCUAUGAAUGUAAUAUAUGUGGUGCUUGUUACAAAAAAAAGGGCAAUUAUGAAACUCAUAAAAAAUAUUACUGCUCAGACUUACAGAUCUUAAAACCUCAAGCAGCAGUGCCUUACAGCUCUGCUGAUACUGGAAAGGGACAUUUAGAGCAUGAAACGUGGCCUCAAAUGCCACAUUACACACAAGGGCCUAGCCAGGAACUCUCUACUUUGCGUAAAAGACGUAAAGAGAAGAGUCUUGGAGAUGAGGAAGAAUCUCAGUCUUUUGAUCAACCCGAGUAUCCACUAUCUGUCACAGCAUCAGGUUCCCAUUUUUCUACACAUGAUGCACCUUUAAACUUGGCUAUAGAUGCAUUAAAGCAUUCUGCUGAUAGUGAUCUUAAUCCAUUGCCAGAUAUCUAUUCUCGGACACAAGUUUUAGAAGUUAAGGAGAGGACUACAAUUUCAAAAGAGAUUUCUGUGAUACAGCACACAAGCUCAUUUGAGAAGUCAGAAUCCAUGGAACAGCUGGGGAGUUAUGAAGAGGAAGUAAAGACUGCAGCAAAAGCAGCCUCUCACACUGUGAAAACACAGCAACAUUCAUCUCAUUCCUUGCAGCCAAAACUGGUUCGUCAACACAAUAUUCAGGUACCAGAAAUCCUAGUAACUGAGGAACCAGACAAACCAGAAGCAGAAUUUGAGCCUCCUCCUAAAGAGCAAGAAAAAAUAGAGGAAUUUCAGUGGCCACAGAGGAGUCAAACUCUCGCUCAGCUUCCUGCUGAGAAGCUACCUCCAAAAAAGAAAAGGCUGCGUCUAGCAGAAAUGGCCCAGUCGUCUGGAGAGUCAAGUUUUGAGUCUGUGUCUCUCACACGCAGUCCAAGCCAGGAGAGCAGUAUUUCACACACUUCCAGCCAUUCUGUGUCUUUAGACAGGGAAGAGGGGUUCAAGGCAGAUGUGCCCGGACAGAUUUCAGAGUCUUCUGCCAAGUCCCCUGGGCAUCACAUGUUGACUGUACCCUCCCACCUUCACCAUGGAAGAGAAAUGAGAAGAUCAGCCUCUGAACAGGCACCAAAUGUAUCACAUUUAUCUCAGAUAUCUGAGAACCGAAGCAAGUCCUUUGACUAUGGCAGCUUAUCUUCACCAGCUUCAACAUCCAAUCCAACAGCACAGGAGAGGAGGAAGUGCUUCUCAGUCAGACAGGCUUCUCUUAGUAGGCGUUUGGAACUUGAACCAGACUUGACACCAAGGGAUUGGAAGGAAACAGAACAGACUGCAAGCCAAAUUUCUGUCAAAGGCUUCCCUGCACAGUUUCCAGUUUCUUGUCAUGGAGAAAGGCUUAGCAGUUCUCCCCAGUCAAAGCAAAAUCCUGUAACUGAAAAACUGGAAAAGACCAGUUUACCACACCAGCUUUCUCCCUUUCCAGUUCAGCCUCUACUUCACUUGCCAGAACGUUCUUCAGAAACAUUGGAAUCCCAAGCAAUGACUGAUGUUCUGUCUGGUCCAUUGUCUCUUUCACACAUCACUUCAUCUGUAUUUCGUACUUCACCACUACCUUUGCAGCACACUCACAUUCAUCCGGAACUUCCCCAGGAUUUAUCUCCAGACACAGUAGAUGUUCCUUUGAGACAUCGAUCUCCAUUCAUACAAUUGCCAUGCUCUGGAGCCCCUCUGUUUCCCCCUACUUUCUGCUUGCCUGUACAAUCUCAAUUUCCUUAUUCAGAGCCAGCACAAGUUGUUGGGCACUAUCCUCAAAUGCUAGCACCUCCAGUGGGCACAUCUUGCCUCUCCACAAAAGACGGUUUUUCAGAAAGUCUUCAACCCCUUUCCCAAAGUUCAUCAGCUUCAGAGUCUUCCCAUGCAGUUCCUGUAUGUUCAGAUCCUGUGGUUUCCCUUGUUGUCCCAGUGAGGAUCCAGACAUACAUGCCUUUAUAUGGUAGUGCAAUGUACACCACCCUCUCCCAAAUCAUAGUCACCCACCCUGAGUGCAUCACAUCCUCUGUUGUCCAUAAAUCUAAGGGAUAUCCAAUCUUUGACUUUCAACAUAUUUUACCAGAAGAUCGGAGCAGCCUCUGCCAUCUGCCAUUCCUGCAGGUUCCAUUUCCAAAUGUUGAACUUAGCAGCUACAUACCAUUGUCAGCAGAGAGUGAACUUGGAUACGAUGGAAGCUCAUCUGUUGGAGGCAGCAAACGAAUGCUAUCGCCUGCUGGCAGUUUAGAACUUACUAUGGAAACCCAACAGCAGAAGAGGGUAAAAGAGGAAGAGGUAAAGGAUGAUUUUUUUCAUGAAGAGACGUCAAAGGCAACGAAAGUUCAGGAAGAUGAAAGGACUUCAACUGUAGCUUCUCAAGUUACCAUGAAGCCCUGCACAAUAGACCUUUUGACUACAUCACCAACAGCAACUUCUGAUCAGCCACAAGUGAAGGAAAUAACCAAAGGUGCAUUGGCUCCAAGUGUUGCUGGUGUAUCAACUUUAAAACUACCUGGAGAAUUGAAGAAAUGCACAAGUAGCAUGACUGUCAAAACAGAGGAUUCUAGUGAUAUCUUUGAGUCCUCCUCUUCAAGUACACCUCCAGUCUCUAGGAUACCUGUUAAUCUCUCUGUCUCAGGCCACAGUGAAGGUACAGAAACUAAAAAGGUACUUUUCCCAACCCUCCACACAACCACUAAUGUCAGCUGGUGCUACUUAAAGUAUGUCAAGCCAAAUCACACCCAGCAAAGCAAUCGAAGGGCUUCUGUUUACGCUAGCUGGUGUAUCAGUUUAUACAACCCAAACUUGCCUGGUGUCUCUACCAGAACAGCACUGUCUCUACUCCGCUCCAAGCAGACGGCAGGCACGGAGAUUUACACCACAGCUGAUGCUCCACACUUGGAUACAGGACGUCUAGUGCCCUCCAGAGCCCGGAAACCCAAAAUGACAGAGGCUCACUUGCCUCCUCAAGUUCAUAAGGAGACCCCAAGGAGAGAAAAAGAGGACGAAAAACGAGGGAGGUCAGAGGAGGCGGGCACAGCCACAAGGCGGAGUGAGCCAUCCCGUAUACGGAUCUUCGAGGGAGGGUACAAAUCUAAUGAGGAAUAUGUUUAUGUACGAGGCCGUGGCCGUGGAAAGUACGUGUGUGAAGAAUGUGGGAUCCGGUGUAAGAAGCCAAGCAUGCUAAAGAAACAUAUUCGAACACACACUGACCUCCGACCUUAUGUCUGCAAACAUUGUAACUUUGCCUUCAAAACCAAAGGGAAUCUGACUAAACACAUGAAAUCCAAAGCCCACAGUAAGAAGUGCCAAGAGCUGGGAUUGGUGCCACCAUCACUGGCAGAGCUGGAGACAGAAGAAGGGACCAGCGAUGAUCGGUGGCAAGACAGUGAUGUAGUGGAAGAGCAUCAGUUUUCAGACUUGGAAGACACAGAUGAGGAAGACUCUGAUGAAGAGGAGGAUGAGGAAGAGGAUGAAGAUGAGAGCCAGGAGGAGAAACAAAGAGAUCCGUCACCAACAGUGGGUACCACUCGUUCACCAAAUCAAGAUCCUGAGAGUGCUGCAACAUCACCAGCCUACCAGUUUUCUCCCAACCUACUGUUUGCUACAGAUCCUCCAGAAAAAGACUUCCAAACACUGUUAGCUUCUGAGCAUACAGUACCCAGAGAGACAUUAUCCCACAGGCAGUGGUCACCUGGCAAAGACAUAAGUAGUAGAGCAGGACCAUCAAGGAGACACCUCCUCCAAAAGAAAGAGACGCCAUUGAGAUGUUUUUCUCCGAAAGGUGUUUCUUCUCCACGCAGGGGUAUGUCACCAUGCCAACGUUUGCAGUCAGCCAGGGAACUGUCCCCUCUGCGGUGUGUAUCUCCACAGCACCUGUCUCCCCAUCGUGACCUUUCACCUCAUUCAUACGUGUCACCAGAUCGUGGGGCCUCUUCACCAGUUAGACACAUGUCUCCCAGCAGAGAAAUGAUGAGCGCCCGAUAUGCUGCCCUCAGAAGUGGGCUGGCCACUCCACCGCGAUACCAUUCCCCUGGCAGGGAGGAGCAGCAUUUGAGUAGGUUGGAUUCCCAAACCCAGUUAAAAGUUCAACAUGGACUGUUCCAAUCAGUUGUGCUACCUCACAGGACUCCAGAGAUUGCAGAGCAACUGAAGCCGGGAUCAUCUUCUUUCUUGGCCAUGCUGAGGCCAUUGCGUUCUCCUCAUGUGCCCCAUACCACUACCAGAAGCGGAGAGAACUUGUUCACCCACUUGCCUCUUCACUCACAGGAUCUUCAGAGGACCCCUUAUCCAAUGAUCCCUAUUGGGGGCAUUCAGAUGGUACAGGCUAGGCCUAGCCCCCAACCCUCCUUACUUGGGCCACUCUUGUCUGAAGUGAAACAGGAGGGUCCAGAAGUGGUACAAUCCCACACCCGACAACAAGAAGGAAGAGAGGAGCAGCUCAGGACUAACAGAAAAGGGGAGGAGAAGGGAGAAAGGGAAAUAUCUCCUCUCAGUACAGCCCCACAGCGUUCCCCAACAAGCACUUACUGCCAAACCGCUUGCACUCCUCAUCUUGAGAUGUCUCAUGACAGCAGUGGCCACCACCAAGGGGAGACCGAAGGGGAUGGGUGACUGGACACUUUCUUCUAGGGAAUAUUGCCUCUUACAGAGUUCUCUACAACAUGUGCCCCAUACAUGAUACGGGAUGAGGAUCCUUUAAUGAUACAGGGAAGGAGUCCCUCUAGGGCACAGGAUAACAGUCCUAGGUUACAGUAGGAUAAAAAUCCCUAGACAUGAGUUAUGGUCCUCUAUGGAUACAGGGUAAGACUCCUAGAAUACGGGGAAGUAAGCAUCCUGUAUGGAAAAUGGAUGAAUCAGCCUAGGGAAGAUGACUUGACACCCUUUUAUCUAUAUUGGGUGUGUCCUGGGUACAAAUAUCCUUAGGAAAAGGCAUUCGUUAUGGUACAGAUAAAAGAUACAUGUAAGAUACAGAAUAA
Molecule: messenger RNA, 7523 nt
Organism: Spea bombifrons (plains spadefoot toad)
Lineage: Eukaryota; Metazoa; Chordata; Amphibia; Anura; Pelobatidae
Gene: HIVEP3
Product: HIVEP zinc finger 3
Exons: 8
Coding region: 727-7158 (2143 amino acids)
Biological process (GO): regulation of transcription by RNA polymerase II
Cellular component (GO): nucleus
Molecular function (GO): RNA polymerase II cis-regulatory region sequence-specific DNA binding; DNA-binding transcription factor activity, RNA polymerase II-specific
Source: RefSeq, a predicted model, not a curated record